Messenger RNA from Podospora pseudocomata, 1179 nucleotides. RefSeq lists its product as uncharacterized. The record is from RefSeq and is a predicted model, not a curated record. Bases 1 to 894 code for a protein of 297 amino acids. The transcript is spliced from 2 exons. Lineage: Eukaryota; Fungi; Ascomycota; Sordariomycetes; Sordariales; Podosporaceae.
AUGUACAGCCGAGCAUGUGCCAUCUUGCUGGCAAGAUGGAAGAUGAAGUGGGUGAAGCGACGCCUCAAGGUGUUGUUGACUCAGGAGCCUAGAUCACCAACAGCCAAACCACCGUCUAUAAAUACGAGGCCAAUACCUACUCCUUCAGCUCGCUCUCCUCCCACCAUCAACCCACACAAGCCAUUCAUCCCACACAGCCUUCUUUCGCUAUUCGAGCCAUACAAGCUCUCCUCCGCCAUCUGUGUCAACAUGCAGUUCCGGCUCGCAGCAUUGAUUGGUACAUUGAGCACCUUUUUGCUCAGUGGUACCGCCACCGCCUCGCCCGUCUUCAGUGACCACGCCAUGGCCAUGCAAGCCCGUCAAUCCACUCGAACUCUGGGCUUUAUAGGGUGUUCCAUGGCCGAGAACGUAGCUCAAGGCUAUGUUUCUGUCGGGGGGAGGCGCCUAUGGGAGCCCUACGGAACCUCUGGCAUGGUUGUCCAAUCGUGGACAAACAGCAACUCCAACUCGUGGCGUCUCUUCGACCAACAGGCCGCUCGUUACGGCAAGCCCACUGCUGUAUGGGUACAGAUUUGCAUCUUUGCUCAACAGGGGGUAACCGACGACGAGGUUAAGCGUCUCAUUGCCAAUGCAAGACAGCACGCCGCCCCUGGAGCAGAGGUCUACAUCACGGGUCAACCCGUUUACGAAGGUGGCAACACCUGCUUCUUGGCCGGUAGCAAGGGUCCUGAGCUGACCGAGAGUUUGGCCAAGCGAGCGGCAGAGGAUCCCGAGCUGAAUGUCAAGUAUCCAGGGCAGUUUGUGCUGAAGCCAGGCGAGGUGGCGGAUGGGUGUCAUGCCAAUACUGCUGGGCAGCAGAGCUUGGGAAGACAGGCGCUGGCUUAUUGGGGCUGAAAUGUCCAUACAUGGGAAUGUCCAUAGGCAUUCCAAGUUAAGGCCGGAUCAUCAUGGGCUCCAGGUUACCGAAAGAGCCCAGUUGAUUUGGGGAGAAUGUCCGGGGACGGUGGUUCAUAAAAGACUAGAUUCUUCAUCCAAGUAUCUAGCCUGCUACUUCUUGCUAAGUACACUCAGGUAUAUCGAGUCAUUUCCCUCAGACUACCUAUUCGCACUGCGCUUUUCCAGCAAGUGAUUAUGAAGAUGCUAAGCUCGCGUGUUGUCUGUCAACGCACUGAAUUCGAG